CUAAAUUCCUGGGCUUAAAAUUAUUUUGCUCUGAUGCUGAUCCCAAAGCCUGAAUCUUUGCUGAUCCCAAAAGUCCGACUUAUCUCCGAGAUUGUUUCAUCCAAUUUCUUUAGUAUCUCUCUCUAGCUGUAAAAAUCGGUCAGAGGAAACAAGAUUAAAAUCCACAAAUUUUUCCGUUAGUCUUCACAUCAAUCUGUGGGCUGUCUGAUCAUAGUUCAUUAGUGUCUUGUGAGAGCUAUUGAGCUCCAUUGUCCAUUUGCGGAAGUUUUAUCCACCAUGGAUGGGAUUAUGUUUGCUAUUUGCAUACCCACAGAGGAAGAAGAGAAGGAAAUGUUGAGCAAUGCCCAGAUUGCACAACCACAAGCAUCAACACCUCUCCGGGCGCCAGAUUUCAAGGACACCGAUGGGACGGGAAGAAUUCGGAGUCUUCAGUCACCAUUAAAUGAGGAGAGUACCACGUCCACGGAGCAUCUACUUAAGGCGGAUAAUGAGAAAAAGGUGAUCGUAAAGACUCCAACUCUCGUCCUUCCCGCGCUCACUGAAGGCUUCUUUUCCUCCAGUCGUAGAUCAUCUCUCAGGGCCAAGGCAUCCCAAACCAAAAAGGUCAAGACCACCAAUUGGGAUAAUCUGAACAUCCCCAGCAAUUCUUCCAUGCAGGUCGUUGUUCAGCAACUCCUUUCUAGGGCCAAAAUCGAGAAUGCCGUGUGGAAAGAAACUCACAACGGGAAAAGGAUCAAAGUAACAUUUUCCCUGGAAGUUGGUCAGAAAUGUGAACGUGUUAAACAGAUUCUCCUGGAGUGGGGAAUUGGAGUCCGAGAGGGAUCUAUUCUCACCCUCACGCCCUGUUUCUUCUUCAGUGCAGCAUCCGCAGCUCCUGCUCCCAAUGCUGAUGAUCCUCUCGAGGAUGAAAUGCAGAAAGGAGGUGCCUGGGAGCGUUUCGUGUCUUCAAUUACUGCCAGAUUCAAUGUCGCACAAUUAGUGGAAGAAGUUCGCUACAAUGCAGAGCUGAGAUUUGAUUUUUUGUCUCUUCUAAUCAUCGCAUCGAUUCUUGCUGGAUUUGGAUUGGUAGAAGACAAUCCCCUUUUUCUAGCCGCUAGUAUGCUCAUCUCUCCGCUGAUGGGUCCAAUAAUCGCCUCAAUCUUCGGAACUGCUAUUAAAGAUCGUAAGCUCCAGCGCUUGGGAAUUGUCAAUGAGCUCCUUGGAAUUUUUAUGGCCACGUUAGUAGGAUUUGUCUUUGGUCUGAUCAUUUGCAGCGUCGACAGACGCUAUGGAGUUGGUGAAGGUUUAACCCAGGAAAUGCUGAGCAGAUGUGAACUACAUUCUGUUCUGGUAGGAGUUUUUAUUGCCGUUCCUUCUGGAGCUGCCGUGGCCAUCGGAAUUCUGGGAGAAAAUGUAGGAUCUCUGGCUGGAGUGGCUAUUUCUGCAUCUCUUCUCCCACCAGCCGUGAAUUCUGGCCUGAUGUGGGCUUUAGCUUGUCUGUAUAAGAUCUACGAAGCAGAUGGGAAGCGCUACAACUCUAUCAUCAACACCAACUACUACUCUAAUCACCAGUCCAUUGAGGUAGCCAUAAUGGGAUCUAUCAGCAUGUGUGUAACGAUCACCAAUGUGAUAAGUAUCUAUGUGAUGGGAGUAGUAUUUCUGCGAAUCAAGGAAGUAGCUCCUAUGGCCACACAAAACUAUCGUCAGUUCUGGAAGCAUGACGUAAAAAUCGCGCGAGAUUAUAAUAAAACCUGCCAGGUAGAAGAUGCCACGUCUCUGCGUCAGAAACUCGCCGAAGAGAUUGCCGGUUUCGAGGCUCAGUGUGACAAUCGUGGUCAAGGAGUUCGAGCAGAGAUUGUCCGACGUUUAACUCAGGGUCCAAUGCCUUCAAUCUACCACCAUCAGCACACCUGGUCUCCCCUCACACAUCCAGCUCAGUACCGUCCAUCUGCCCAAGAGCUGGAAACACUGCUUAUGAAUGAGAGUCAUCGCAAUCAUAGAUGCUUGAGUCACCUGUACUCUCCACCUCGUCGCAGCCCCACAAGGCCCCACAUGUCUGACCGCUUCUUCCGCCGUCGCUGCUCAAUGCCCAACAAUCCCAUUAGCUCCACCUCCAAGAGUACUCUAAUCAAGUAUGUCCAGGAUACAAAACUGGACGCCAUCGCUGAAACUCCAGCACGUAUUGGGGAGGCGAGAAGGGAUACUGGGGAUACUGAGCGUGGGAGAAUUUUCACUGUAGUGCCCGUGGAAAAAUUGGAAUAAUUUAUUCACCUUAAUUUCUGAACACGUUUAAUUAAUUUUUUAUUUAAGUAGCUUCGUAGAAAGAAUAAAACAGCAAGAUCAUUAUAGAGAGGAAUUAUUGUGUUAUUUAAUUCAAUAAAACUAUGUCCAUAACGUA
This is a messenger RNA of Phlebotomus papatasi, 2377 nucleotides long. RefSeq lists its product as uncharacterized. Bases 277 to 2241 code for a protein of 654 amino acids. Lineage: Eukaryota; Metazoa; Arthropoda; Insecta; Diptera; Psychodidae. The record is from RefSeq and is a predicted model, not a curated record. The transcript has 3 exons.